GAGCCGCGUUCCAGAACGUGGAAGGGUUAAAAAAAAAAAUCAGUCCUCCCCUACCUAAAAGACGGAUAUUUUUGGAGACUUUUGGGUGCACUAAUUAACGUGCUUUUCCUUAGAGAAUUUGUUAGUUUUGAAGUCUGAUAGGAAAAAAGAAAGCGCACCAACCCCAAUUCCGGGGGACCAAGAUUGCGACGGACAACCAGGAAGCGGCCGGGCUGGGAGCUGUCCUGGGUUCUCCGCUCUGCUUUGGAGGGCGGUUCCGAAUCCCUUCAACGCGUUCCCCUACUUGCUUGACCCCCUGCCCGGACCUAGGCUCCGGCCCGGGUCUGUCACUGCGGAGCCGCCAUGUCGUCGGAUUUCGAAGGCUACGAGCAGGACUUCGCGGUGCUCACUGCAGAGAUCACGAGCAAAAUUGCCAGGGUCCCUCGACUCCCACCGGAUGAGAAGAAACAGAUGGUUGCCAAUGUGGAGAAACAGCUUGAAGAAGCAAAAGAACUGCUUGAACAGAUGGAUUUGGAAGUGCGAGAGAUACCGCCCCAAAGCCGAGGGAUGUACAGCAACAGGAUGAGAAGCUACAAGCAAGAAAUGGGAAAACUGGAAACAGAUUUUAAAAGGUCACGGAUCGCCUACAGUGACGAAGUACGCAAUGAGCUCCUAGGGGAUGAUGGGAAUUCCUCGGAGAACCAGUUGAUAAAAUUACGUGAAGAGAGGGCACAUCUGCUCGAUAACACAGAGAGGCUGGAAAGGUCAUCUCGGAGACUAGAGGCUGGAUACCAAAUAGCAGUGGAAACCGAGCAAAUUGGCCAGGAGAUGUUGGAAAACCUCAGCCAUGACAGAGAAAAGAUAAAGAGAGCCCGGGAAAGGCUGCGGGAGACAGAUGCCAACUUGGGGAAAAGCUCCAGGGUUCUGACGGGGAUGUUGAGAAGAAUCAUCCAGAACCGCAUCCUGGUCGUCGUCCUGGCCAUCACCCUGGUUGUCACCAUCCUGAUGGCGAUCAUUUUUUCUCUCAGAAGACACUGAUGUAUCUGCUCUUCCUUGAUAAACAGCAACCGCGGCUUGUUCUGAGUAAUUAAGACAAAACGGUCACAUGCAUCAUCCUUUGGCGCCGACAGGCCCCGAGCGACCCUCCUCUCUCGCCACUGUACAGCUGAAGUGCAAAGAGUGUAAAAAAUAUUUUUUAUUCUCGUCUGCAUGUGGGUUGGUUUCCUUUUCUAGGUGUGUCUUCACCCAGAUUUGUUUUUCAUGGGGGAAGGUGGGUGUUUACUUGCCUUUUGGCCAUUUCACCUACUGACCAAAAUAGCCCUGGUGACGUCCUUCCUUGCCCCGUGUCCAUGUCAGGGGUCAUGGUCUGGGAGAGGGCGUAAUGAGUCCGUCACGGGGGCUUCUGAUGGGCCGUGCUGUUUGUCACACACCUCUUGUCACCGACUUGCCCUUCUGUGAUGUCCGAGGAUAAAAAUGCAGAGAAAAGCAGGGGUCAGAGCCAGUGACCGGAUUCAGCAAACCAGCCCUGUUCCUACCCCAGCAUAAUGAAUAGAGUCAACCUGCUGAAUGCGUUCAUUGUGAAGGUGGGUAUUUCAUGUCAGUUGCGCAGGAAAUUGACUUAGCACUUUCUCUGUUUUUCUACGCAUAUUUUUUCUUUACACCCAAGACUAUUUUUGCUGAGCCUGCCCAAUAUCCACUUUUCACAACUUUGAUUACUGGCUUCAAGAAAUAGUUCCAUACCUUCCCCAAAAUCCCAUACUCCCCAGAAUUUGCUGGCAAAGUGAGUCCUGGCCCCUUAUUUAAUUGUGACCUCCUCUCCCCUGACCUGUGUAAGCAUUCCUGUAUCCUUUCGGUUUUAAUAUUUGCACUGCCGAAAGCAGCCCUCAGACAUGCGAAAGGUCUGACAAGGUUCUCUCCACAUCCAUUUCCGUAUGUAAAGAGAACAUGAAUAUUUCAGGAAGAGCAAGAACAUGACUCCGUCAGUGUGAAAUUUCAGAUGUGAUUAUAAAUAUGGUGGAGUCCUAUAGGAUGAUCCGCUAGAAAUAAACUUUAUGGAAAAAAAAAGGUGCACUAACCUUCUUUAAAAGAAAGGGGUUGCAGCGUGUUGCAAAGAAGACAGCAUGUUUUUUUACUAACAAAUGUCAGCCUCGCCUUCCGGAAGUCACUAUGUAUUCAAACCUCUAACAUGCUUUGUGAUUUUCUUCACUUUCUUUCUGUCCGAGGUGACCGGGAAUUGCGUUCAAAAUGAGUUCAUUUAUGAUGAGGCUUCGAGUUGCCUGAGUUGAGGUCAUUCUCCUUCUAGUCAUGAAGCAAAAUGUGUUUUUCUUUAAGGCUUCCAAGGCACUUACGGGGUCCGUACUAUCUUUUGAAUAUGAUUAGAUGCUUUGAACCCUUGAAAACCAAACCUGCUCUCUUCAUAAAAAAUGCUAACCACCUGUGCCCAUGGAUGGAGACCACCUAGAUCUCCAUGUAGCACUUAAUAUGUUGUUUUUUUCUCCAACUCAGAAGAGAAUCAUUAUGGCUUAGGGAGGAAAUGCAGAAUGGCAAAACACACUAGAGAACUCGUACUUACUGAAACAGGCCAGGGCCUGCGCGCGUUCGGAUAAAUCAUUUAGUGUUGUGUGAAUAGCGCUGCAGCCUUGACUUCGCAGGGAUGGUGUGAGAUUUUGGCAGAGGAAAUAGGACAGCCGAGGAGUGGGAAGGCUGUGCUGAUUUUCCCAUCGGCUUAAGGGAUCCACCGCAGCAAGAAUCUUUUAUUCUGACAAUGGCAUUCAGCAUGUGCUAAACACAUCGAGGAAACUAUUUAAAAGCAAGAAAACAAACAACCCACUUCCUUCUCAUUCUGAAAUACUAACGGUGGGGAAGUAGUACCCCAGCCUCUCUGGCGGCUUCCUCCGAAACCCUUGAUCUCACCUCAAGUGCGGAGCCAGUUCUCCGGCUACGCUGCACGUCUCCAGAUUCUUGCCGAGGCCGCGUAGCAAGCCACACAGAUCUGAGCAUCUCAACUUACCAGCUGCCAAGUAUUUCACGAGACCUUCGUGUUCAUGCUGAAGUAGAUGAAGGAAGAAGGAGUGUGUUGCUCACCUCUUACUGGCCUUUUCUUUGGGGUUCUAUCUCUUUAAUCAGCUCUUGUCCGAGAUAUUGCCCCAAUUCAACAUCGAACGUGGAAAGAAUAUGAACAGAUAACCCUUGGUCUAACGGCUCCUUCAAACCCCCCGUGAGAGCAGUCCCCUAGCCUGACGUAGUGAGUGCCUUGUAGGAAGCUGGUCCAAAGGUCCCUGGAACUUGUUGUCUGGCCCUCCUGGAUGCUGUAGGAGCAACUCAAAGGAGCCCUAAGAGAGAUGGGUUUUUUGUUCUUCUCCCUUCCACGCUCUUCCACGCUCCACUGGGGACAGAAGAAAGCCCACAAAUUCGAAGCAAGGGAAAGGUUCUAGGAACUUAACAAGUAGACUUCAAUUGAUGAAUAUUUCUAAAGUUGGGAGUAUUGUUUAAAAUGCUUGUUCCACGUGGAGCUAGGGGGUGCUAAUGAAGACACAGAGGAGGAAGAAGAGGAGGAAGCCAUCGCCGUAUAAAAUUCCCUGCAGACUAAACCGUUUCCUCAACAGAAUAAAUAAGGCAGAUGCUACCCGUGCUCCAGAAUCAAAAGCACUUUAAUUAAAGUCUCUUAAGUUGUAGAGAGUUUGCCGUGUUUUGCACGUUGAAGGAGAAUGCCUCCGAAUGCAGUGGGCUUGACGUCAGCUGCCUGCCUGGGCCGGGAGGCCAUUUGCUAUUCUGUUUAAGGCAGGCUGGAUUGUCUUAUUUUGGAACCAGCUUGGUGGGGGGUUUGCUUUGCUACUGCUUCUGAGCCCUGAGCUUCAAAGGCUGAAAUUAAUGGCGAACAAAAUUGUGCAGCUCCGUCCGUCCCAUGCGGGGCAAGCCCAUUGAGGGUUAUCAUUAAGUAAAGAAAUAAAGAGGGGGGAAAAAGCCUGCCUGUUCCAAAAACCUCAUCAGAUAAUGACCUCAGCGAUUGGGUUUUAUUACCAACCAGCAUCCAGAGAUUAUCUAUCUAUGCCAUAGAAGAAGGGAGGGGGGGAAGGAAAAGAAAGAAAGGAAAGCAACUGUCUUUCUCUCCCUCUCUUUCUCCCUCUCUCUCUCUCUUUUUUUUUUUUUGGCACAUCUUUUCUUUAAAACUGUCAGAUCAUUUCAGUAUUUCAAAUCCAAGGAAAACAGCCUGCCUGCUGCUGUAUUUGAAGUUGUAAUGGUGUCAAAAAGUCACGACUGACUGACAGCCAUCAGUCCCAGAGGGGCUCAUUAAAUCAUAAAAACUUGACAAGGAAAUAAUUGCGCAUCGCCAGCAACUUGGCGCCUGUUUAGACGUUUUUAUUUUCUUUCAUUAUUAGUCCCCACCAUUACGUUCAUUAACAAAUUGCAUUAAACAACUGUUAAGGGCUAAUGAUUUGUUUAUCGCUUUUUUUUAUUAUUAUUAUUUAAACAUUAGCUGUGUCAUGUGGUACCCCAGCAGCCUCUUGCCAUCAUCUGACUGAAUAUUUUUCCACCCUGAGCUCUGGGUACUGUUGGAAUAUGAAAUAGAUUAUUCAUUACUCUCCUCUUUGCCACUGAUUUGGUUUCAUGUAGCGUCUUCCACAGAGAAAGAUGAAAACUUGUCAAAAAUAGGUUAUAUCUUAUUCGAAGGGGCAACAAUAGCAGCAGGUACAGGCACACUUUAAUAUUUAAUUAAGGUUGAUGUUAACCCCUUUAAAUGACUUUUGCUGUAAGUUCCAUUCAAAUGCAGAAGAGAAAAAUAAUUGUUCUUAAUUUGCAACCUGUUCAGCAGGCGCUCUGCAUGGAGUUAGCUGGAAAUUUAGAGCCGAAUUUUUAAAUAAUGAAAUUUCCCGUCAUAAAUAUUUAUAGCCACUUGUUUACGUAGUUGAGAAUUAACCACGAGCGAUGAUUUCCUCAUCUCUUUGGUCUGAACUGCUAGCCCAGUGGGUCACCCGGUGCUCAGGAGGGGCAACGGCUUUCCUGAGAGAAAUGUGGGUCCGGAGCCGAGAGGUGGUUGGCCAGUUGUGACUGGGGCUGGUUUCAAAGGAACCACUGUGAGUCCCAGGUCCCUGGUCCACUUGCCUCCCCCUUGCGCUGAGUGUGUGGUUGGAGGGCUGUGGUCUGCAGUGAGAGUAGGUAGAGGCUUCUUAAAAGAACACUUGUGUGUCCCGGAGGGUGUGGUGAGCGGAUGCCCGGAGUCUCUCUGUAUCGUCAAUGAGCUCGUUGCAGACAGCGCUUCCCUGGUGGGCAGCAGGAGCCACGCUUUGGGGUUGCUGACCCCUGCGCCGUUUUCCCUUUCUGUGACUACUCAUUGGUGAAAUGAUGGGCUUUUCCAUGGGCUGUAAGCUUGCGGGGAAAAGCUCCAUCCUCAUCAUCAUGCCACGUCAGAAGUCCAUGACCUCCGUGCUGUAACCGCUGGCCGCGCUGACCAUUCCAUUGUAGUCCGUGAGUUUACGUGACCAUGGAAGCCACACUCAGAGAUCUGGUUCGUCAGCACUCCAGGGCUGGGCAUUGUGGUCAGUGUCAGGGGACAGGGCGCACCUUUCUCCCAGUCUGUUUCUGCUCCACCCACCCAUCCCGGAGAGAAUAGACCCUUAGGCUCCAUGGAUGUGAAGGAGGAGACAGUACACGUUCCUUACUCCGCACGGCAUCCCUCAGUACUCCCCACCCAGGAGCAGGUGGUCGUGUAGGGAAGGGCCAUCCCAGCAGGCAUAUGCCAGGUGAGGCCUGGCCUCAGGCCUCAUCCAUCACUGUGGGCACAGAAAUGGCAGACACAUCAGGGUCCAAAGGUGGGGGCGACCUUCCAUUUCAAUCCAUUUCAAAUGAGCCACAUGACAGCUCGCCGCCUUUGGGGUGGCCUCCGCACCUCAGCAGAAGGCAUGCGCAGAGUCAUUGUCCCAGAGGGAAGGAGGACUCAGUGGCGAGCCACCCCCAGGUAGACCCCAGAGACGCUGGCUGAAGGUGCUGUCCGAGGCAAGCUGCCGACCCUAAAACUUGACCUCAUCCUCUGCUGUAACUCACUACCUUGAAACCAGACCUCAGGAAGCAUUCUCGUCUGUACAGCUUUGUCCUGCCUGUGGCCCAUCGGGCUGAAACCGGUGGUACUGGCCAGAAGCCGUCAAGAUUCUGUGACCAGUCAGGUGGCUCUUACACAAGACACUACCCCUUUUUUAAAUGGGGAACGGACUGUGCCGACACCUCAGAAAAGCACCCAAAUCCACAGGCAUUUCACCCCAGAAGGGAGACCCUGCAGGGUAACCAGGGCAGCCAUGCCAAGGCAGGGGACGGGUGUGUGUGAGCCAAGGCUUAAAAUGGGAUGACUGAACCAGGGUGAACGCCCUCUUCCGUCGUGCAAGGAGGAAGCCACAGAGAGCACUGAGAGAGACUGCCCCUCUCUGUUGGGAUGCUGGGAUUCCAGGGCAGUAACAAGGAGAAUGUUUCAGAGCCAACUUACUGCAGGCAAGGGGGGCAAACCAAGAUGGUGGGCAAAACCAAGGUGGCAGGGCCAAUCCAAGAGGCUGGGGCCAAACCAAGACGUUGGCGCAAGUGGGUUUGCAGUGUGUGAUGAGGUGAGGGGCAGAUGGUGCGCAGGUGAAGGGUGGUGGGUUCCCCAGCCUCCAAGGACGGAGACGGUUAGUGACACUCAUCCCCGGGAAAAGUCAAGGAAAGGCAGGGGAGCAAGGAAGCCGGCUCCACCUUGUGCCACCCCGGGCCCAGCCUCGCCCUCCUUCAGGGGGAGCCAAAGGAAGGGAAGGGCAAGGCAAGCCUCUGUCUUUCUCUCUCUGAACCACUGCCCCAACCUCAUGCAACCCCUGCUCGCCGGGCCUCGAGGGGCACCCAGCACGCUGGGAGGAAAGCGCUUCCCGGUCCUGAAUCACCUCGCUACCCGCGCUACAUAAAUAACACAGGCGUCCCUGCGAGGUGGGGAAAUGCCAAGGAGCAGAGCUCCGCACCGUGGUGCUGCGAACUCAUGCCCCCUCCUUCCCUUCAUCCAGACAAGGCCCUUUGGCGUGAAUAAUAGCUCGGCGGCUCGAAGCCCGUAUUGAUCGGCUGCCCGCGCCGCUCCACUGAGAGCUGCCUGGACUUUUCCUGGGGGCAAGACGGGCACCGCUCAGUGCAGCCCGCCUCCCCCACCCCCACCAGGUGUGCUCAGGAGGGGACCGGGUGCAAGGGGGGGGGGGAUGCGGCAGGCCCUUGUCCAGCUCAGUGCUGGUGGGUUGGCUCAAGUGUUUUUGUUUGUGACUUCUUUUGCCAGGGAAAAUACCUGAGCUGGAGAGAAGUGGGUUUUUUUUUGCACAAGGAGGCCCCACAGAGUUGAGAAUAAAUACAUCCUCGGGCUCCAGCUUCUCUCCAGAAGCUUCCGCCAGAGACCCGGUGGCAGAGACACCCUCGGCCGACACUUAGGGAGCCCACUGCGUGCCGGCGGUGGGCCCAGCACUGGGGCAGCCAGGCCACCUUUCCUGUUGACUUCCCUUCCCUGUCCCGGGUCCUCAAGGGAGGGGCUCUGACAAGACAGGGAGGAUCCUCGCUGCCGUGGGGGUGGGGCCACGGCUAAAUUCAGUGGACGGGGGUCAGCCACGGGCUGGUGGCUCCAGGGACGGAACUCGCCAGCCCCUUGGCCUGAGGCUCCGACCAUACUCUUCCCCUCUCGGGGAUAAGCAACGGAAGGUCAGCCUGGUCCUGCAAAGCCAGCACCCUGUGGACUGGAAGAGACCGGAAAGCCCACCUUCAAGCAUUCACUCCAGUGGGCCUGACCUUAUCCCCCUUGAAAAACGCUGCAGAUACUUUGCCCAGACAGCGUCAGCCCUGACAGCCACUGACCCCUCUGGGCGAGCUGUCGGGCCCUCUCCUAAGAGCGGAGUUGGGCCUCGGGAAAGGAGGGACCUACCCCAUGAGCGAUCUUUGGGGAAAGGGGGA
This is a messenger RNA of Phyllostomus discolor (pale spear-nosed bat), 7917 nucleotides long. It is a transcript of the gene VTI1A, whose product is annotated as vesicle transport through interaction with t-SNAREs 1A. Gene Ontology annotation, cellular component: late endosome membrane; endoplasmic reticulum membrane; ER to Golgi transport vesicle membrane. The transcript has 9 exons. NCBI's taxonomy places the organism in Eukaryota, Metazoa, Chordata, Mammalia, Chiroptera, Phyllostomidae. Gene Ontology annotation, biological process: intracellular protein transport; macroautophagy; vesicle fusion with Golgi apparatus. The coding region runs from base 343 to 1017 and encodes 224 amino acids. Gene Ontology annotation, molecular function: SNARE binding; SNAP receptor activity. The record is from RefSeq and is a predicted model, not a curated record.